AGAGGACGAGCGUGCUUCAGUGGCGGGGCGACAAGCGGGAGGUUCGGGGCUGUGGAGGAGGCCUGGUAUCAUUGUCUCCUUUCUGAAAUGGGUGAUGUUCAUGCUCAGUUAACACCAGAAACCCCAGGACAUAAAAAAGUUCUUAACCCUUUUGAGAGUCCCAAUGAUUACUGCAGCUUAAACGAGCCAUUUGUUUCCAGUCCAUCCAUGUUCAAACCUGCAAAGUCUUCAGCCACUCCUCAUCAGUUUAAAUGGUCAAUUGAUCAGCUUGCUGCAAUAUACCCUGUUGAGAUUGAUCCUGACGAUAUACAUCGCCAGGCUUUAUAUUUGAGCCAUGCCAAGCUGGAUAAGGAAGCAGAGGACAGAAGACAAAAGGCUAUUGAAGAGUUUUUUACGAAAAGGGUAAUUGUUCCUUCACCUUGGACCCAACAUGAAGAAAAACAAGCUCAGUUUAAUUCAACAAAAUGUGUUGAUCUUAACUACGAAUCCCCUCUUGGAAGAGAACAAACUGUAGCAACAGGAAAAAGUACAGUUGCUUGUCAAACGCAGUUGUCAUUACCAAUUGACUUCAAUCUGGAGCGAAUACUAGGUGUGUACUUUAAAACAGAAGAGCAUGCAGAUCAAUCUCAGGAAAGCUUAAGCACCUCAUCACUUCGAAGAAAGCUAUUUUUGGAUGGACAAGUCAGUGGAUCAGAGUGUCCUUCACCCUCCUCUCCGCCAUCAGCCACAUAUGAUGCUCCCCCCAGCCUCUCUGGGAGUUCUGUGUUCAAUAGAUCUAUCUCCUGUCCGAUGCAGAAGCCCUAUGCAAACUCCCAGUUCGGGACAGUUUUCUUCAAGUCCAAUUCAAGGUGGACGAAGAGCUUUCAGUCUUGGGAGCAUAGCAAGCCCCACAUUUUUUGAAAAGUCGCCCCCAAGAGACUUGUCGCCAACAUUCUCUCCAAUAUCGACAGAUAAUGGAAAGACACCAAUAGCUGAACAGAAGAAGUUAUCAUUCCUUUCCCCAGACACCGUUUCUUCUUCAAAUUCCAUGGUCAAUUCAUGUGCCAGAAGCCCUUUAAUUGAAGGAUGUUCUCCAAUCAAGAGUGUGUUUGACAGCAGUCCCCAUGUUUGCAGGGACAGUGCACAGUUCCGGACUGCUGUACCAUUCUCAAUAGAACAUCUGGAGGAAGAGAGAGAAAACUCCCCUCCUGCACAUGUCUCAUCACCUGAUGGCAGUAUUGUUAUACAGUUACAUAACCUAGAUACAUCUUUUCCUGAGGCACACAAUAUGGACCCACUGACCACUACUGUACAAUCAAGAAUAUGUAAGGAAACCGAAAAUGACAUGAAAGAAAAUGAUACUGUAGAAAUGGUGGAUCCCUGUAGAACUGGAGGAUGAUCAGAUUUGGGUUAAAGCUGCUACAGUGACA
This is a messenger RNA of Staurois parvus, 1409 nucleotides long. NCBI's taxonomy places the organism in Eukaryota, Metazoa, Chordata, Amphibia, Anura, Ranidae. The record is from the annotation of a GenBank genome assembly.